Molecule: messenger RNA, 1824 nt
Organism: Mercurialis annua (annual mercury)
Lineage: Eukaryota; Viridiplantae; Streptophyta; Magnoliopsida; Malpighiales; Euphorbiaceae
Product: protein AUXIN RESPONSE 4
Exons: 2
Coding region: 84-1580 (498 amino acids)
Source: RefSeq, a predicted model, not a curated record
AAACUUUUUGAUAAUCUUUGAACAUAUACAGUACAGAGAUCUUUAGUUAGAUCCAUCUUCAAAAGCAUCAAAAUUCCCCGACAAUGGCAAUAAUCACAGAAGAACAAGAACCAGACCAAAACCUAAGAAACAGAAAACCAAAAAAACAACAAACUUCACCACAAUCAAAACCCAACAAAUCAGAAAUUACUACACAAGCUCAAGCUCAAGCUCAAACUCAAACUCAAACUCAAACUCAAACCAACCCAUUUGUUUUCUGGUUCUACUUAACACUUACAGUCUCACUAGUCACACUCCUAACCAUCACUCUCUCUUCACUAACUUCAUCAUCAUCAGACCCUAAAUCCUUUUUCCUCUCACUUUCACCUCCAUUACGCCACCAUUACUCCCAAGGCCGUACAAUCAAAGCCCACCUAGCUAAAAAUCAACCACCCACUGAGAUUUUCACUGUGGAGAGUGGAAAGUUAGGUUCUUUGUCUGAGAAAGUUGUGAUUGUUCAUGGGUUUGGUCUUAGUUCAUUUUCUUACAAGAAAGUUUUAAGCUUUUUGAAUUCUAAUGGGGUUCAUGGGGUUGGGUUUGAUUUGCCUGGAAAUGGCUUUUCUGAUAAAUUUAUUGAUGUUCUUGUAGAGAGAGGAAAUGGUGUUCUUGAGAGGUUUUUUGAUGCUUAUAAUUUGAUUAGAGAGAAGGGUGUUUUUUGGGCUUUUGAUAACAUGGUUGAGACUGGUGAGGUUCCUUAUGAAAAGAUUAUGUCUCAUUAUAGUAGUUUGAAGACUGUUGCUAAGCCUAUUGUGUUAGGGAGUGACGAAAUGGGGAGGGUUUUAGGGGAGGUUAUAGAGACAAUGGGGUUAGCUCCUGUGCAUUUGGUUUUGCAUGAUUCGAGUUUCGGGAUGGUGGCGAAUUGGGUCUUGGAGAAUUUGGAGUUGGUUAGGAGUGUUACUAUUGUUGAUGCUGGGUCGAAGCCGGCUUUGCCUUUGUGGGUUCUGGAAAUGCCUGUAGUUAGAGAGAUUGUUUUAGGGUCGAAUUUUGCGUAUCGGAGGUUGGUUGAGGUGUGUUGUUCGAAGGGGGUUGGUGGUUUGGAUUUGGAGGCGAAUAGAAUGGUUUUGAAAGGUAGAGAUGGGAGGAGAGCUGUUGUGGGUUCAGGACAGAAGUUGAAUUCUAGCUUUAGUGUGGUAGAAUGGGGUGGUUUGGAUGGUGUAAAGGGAUUGCCUAUUCAGGUGAUUUGGUCUAAUAGUUGGUCGAAAGAGUGGAAUGACGAGGGGCGUAAGAUAGCUGAGGCGCUUCCACAUGCCAAAUUUGUUUGGCACUCCGGUGGACGGUGGUCUCAGGAAGAUGCUGCAGAUGAAGUAGCUGACAAUAUCGUCAAGUUUGUAUCCUCUUUACCGAAGUCAGUCAGGAAAGUCGAAGAAGAACCAAUACAAGAGCACAUCCAAAAAAUGUUCGACGUAACAAAAGAGGGCGGCGAUAACCAUCAUCAUCAUCACCAUGGUCACGGUGACCAUGAUCACCAUCACGGUCAUGCUCAUAUCUAUGCACCAGGCUACAUGAACUCGUUCGGCCUUGACCAUGGAUGGGGCACUUGAUCUAAUUUCUCCAUCCGCCAUCAAACUCUUGUUUUACGACUUAGAGUUGGAAUUCUAACAUAGACAUUAUCCAUUAUUCCUAGUGUGCUAUAUUUUUUGUGUGUAUUGUUCCUUGAUAUGCUGUUUGUAUUGUACAACUUUCUUCUUCAAUGGUUAGCUUCUGUAGUACAAGGGAAAAAAAGCUAAAAAUGUAUGCAAGUUGUGGUGAAAUUUUAAUGAGCUAAGGUUUAAUUUGGUCCCUAAA